UUUCAUUCAGUUAUUUAGGUUUGAAACACCUUCCACUGGGGAACUGUCUUUUGAGAAUGUCCAAGCUGCGGAUCCUGAACUUUCAGCACAAUCUCUCCAAAAAACUCCCCGUGCAGAAGAUGAGGACGAAAUGGCUGAGCAUCAAAGACAGGCAUUGCUUGAGGCAUUGGGGAAGGAGAACCCAAAGGCGGAGGCGAAGGAAAUGAUGCAGGUGGCAGACACGAACAAGGAUGGGUACAUUGACUUCUUGGAAUUCAUGGAAGUGCACCGCAAAGGUAUAAAGAUGAGUGACAUCCAGAGUGCAUUCUGGAUGUUUGAUCAGAAUGGUGAUGGGAGGAUCAGCGCCGAGGAGGUGAUGGCAAUGAUGGUGAAACUCGGGGAGCGGUGCAGCUUGGAGGACUGCAAGAGAAUGGUCAGGCAGGUGGACAAGAACGCUGACGGGCUUAUCGACAUGGAUGAUUUCAUGGCCAUGAUGACCUCUACCUUGAAAUGAAAUUGGCUUUGAGUUCUUCGGUACACUCUUUCUAAAUAAAUAGUAGUUUGUAUAAAAUGGGGUUAAAAAGUAUAAUGAUGUCCUUUAGAUGGAGUCAAUAGUCAUUGCUGGCAUCUGGGAGGGAGAGUAAA
This is a messenger RNA of Dioscorea cayenensis subsp. rotundata (Guinea yam), 624 nucleotides long. Its product is annotated as calmodulin-like protein 30. NCBI's taxonomy places the organism in Eukaryota, Viridiplantae, Streptophyta, Magnoliopsida, Dioscoreales, Dioscoreaceae. Gene Ontology annotation, molecular function: calcium ion binding. The record is from RefSeq and is a predicted model, not a curated record. Bases 131 to 493 code for a protein of 120 amino acids. The transcript is spliced from 2 exons.